This is a messenger RNA of Polyodon spathula (Mississippi paddlefish), 3088 nucleotides long. RefSeq names its product transcription factor E4F1-like. Gene Ontology annotation, biological process: regulation of transcription by RNA polymerase II. The transcript has 14 exons. The record is from RefSeq and is a predicted model, not a curated record. The coding region runs from base 211 to 2463 and encodes 750 amino acids. NCBI's taxonomy places the organism in Eukaryota, Metazoa, Chordata, Actinopteri, Acipenseriformes, Polyodontidae. Gene Ontology annotation, molecular function: DNA-binding transcription factor activity; RNA polymerase II cis-regulatory region sequence-specific DNA binding. Gene Ontology annotation, cellular component: nucleus.
UUUAAACAAGUAACUCGUCAUUAUAACUAACUAGCUCUUUGGGGGAUGGGAAGUGGGCGCUGCUGUUUAUAUUAUGGUAUUUAACCAACUUUUCAUCUAUGUGUUCACGACUCGCCUCUCAGCCCUCCCUGUUGUUAUGACGACCAAGUCGUAAAUCCGCCAUGUUUUCCUGGUUGCGGCGUUGCGACACAGACGGAGAGUCUGGGCGAAAUGAAUGUAGAAAAUAAUACGGCAGAAACAGAAAGCGAGCCGGCGGUACACGGUAACAUCAUCACAGUCCACACCACGCUUGGGGACGAAGAUGAAGAUGUGCAUAAAUGUGGCCGCUGCCAGUGCGAAUUCACCUGCCUCGAGGCUUUCAUACAACACAAACUGCAGAACAGCUGCCAGCGCAGCCAUGAAGUCAUGCCCUCCAGCUUGGGCAGCAAGUACAGCCAGGAGGACAGCCAGCAGGUUGUGUUGUCAGAAGAAAUUACUGUUGCAGCUAUAGUAGUGGAUGAUACUAAUGUGCUGUCAGACAGAGCUGAAAGAUCAACAAUUGUAGACAGGCAUGCUAAUGCUGGUGUUUCCAGUAGCUUGCAGCAGCACCAAGGUGAGGAGUCAAAGAGGGCUGGUGAGGACGAGGAGGGAGAGACCAGCCAGGACAGCACAGAGGAGGUCAGCAAGGUGGAGGCUAUAAAUGCCAAGCUGACGGUUAACAGAGAUGGGCGUUAUGUGUGCCAGCUCUGUGAGAAGACCUUUAAAACGGCAAAUAUCCUGAGAGCACACUUAAGUACCCACAGUAAUAAGAAAAACUUCAUGUGUAAGCUUUGUGGAAAUGCUUUCAGAACAAAGGGCUCGUUGAUACGCCACAAUCGACGGCACACAGAUGAGCGGCCCUAUAGAUGUAACAUGUGUGGGUUAUGCUUCAGAGAGUCUGGAGCGUUGACCCGACAUUUAAAGUCUAUCACACCUUGUACUGAGAAGAUACGCUUCCAUCAGUGCAAAGAGAUACUUGUUCAAAAAGAUGGUCAAACAAAAGUGUCUAUUGAUACAGAAUUGAAUAUUGUUCCAACUCAUUUCAUUAAUCCUAUGGAAGUACAGCAAUCUAAGAUAAAUGUUGCGACUGACUCUGAGGAGAAUGUUUUUCGAGAAGUCCAGGUGCAAAUGGAAGUGGACAGCCCUGAAAAAAACCAACAGAAUGAACAGAAAAUAGAUGGUGACAAUCUGAUUAGCCAGGCAAUAAUCAAUUCGGGGAUAACCAUGGAAAACGUGAAGGAGGACACUAUAGUGAAACAUACAGAGGAACCAAUGUCUGGAACAGAGGAAACUGAGGCGAGGAUGGGCGAGAUACAAGUCACGGAAGAGUGUGUUGAAACUGACUCUUUGGACACAGAACUUUCAAGCCGGCAACGUGACCAUAAAACCUACAAGUGUCCACACUGUAAUCGGGUCUUCAGUGGACCAAGUUACCUUCGUUUGCACGUUAAAGGUCACUUGGGGCAUAGGCCAUUUAAAUGCUUGGACUGUGAGAAAGAAUUCAUCACGUUGUACCUCCUAAAGAAGCACAUGGAGUGUCAUGUCGGAGAGCGGCGCUUUAAGUGUGGGGAGUGCGGGAAGUUGUACAAGACCAUUGGACACGUUAGGGAGCACAUGAGGGCACACUCUGACGAGCGGCCCUACUCCUGCUCCGAAUGUGGAAAGGGCUACAAGACUAAGAAUGCAUUGCAGGUACACGUACGGACUCACUUUAACGAGAAGCCCUACAUGUGCCAGUUCUGCUCGCAGGGUUUCAGGGAAAAGGGCUCUCUGGUGCGGCACAUCCGCCAUCACACAGGAGAAAAACCAUUCAAGUGUAACAGGUGUGGACGGGGCUUUGCAGAGCACGGCACACUGAACCGACACCUCCGAGCCAAAGGGGGAUGCUUUGUGGGAAUGAAGGAUUGUAAGCAGGUAGAGGUUUCUGAGGAAGACCCUUCUGCAGGCAAUGUUGCUGCAGCCAUCAUCGCUGAUGACCCUCCUACUGUUCUGGUAGAGUUCUCCUCGGUGGUGGCUGACACACAGGAAUACAUCAUUGAAGCUCCUGGUGAAACGGCUGAAUCGGGUGAAGAAGGUGGACUCGUACAGGAUGGCAGCCAUCGGGUUGGAAGGCACAUAAUGAAUGUGGUACAGCAAAUAGUGAAUCAGGCUAACUCCGGCCAUCAGAUUAUUGUUCAGAAUGUCGCAGCGGAUGAAAAUGCUGGGAUAUCUGCAGACUGCAUGGAUACCAUCACCAUAGCAACGCCAGAGAGUCUCACUGAACAGGUUGCCAUGACAUUGGCCACUGCCAUAAGUGAUGGCACUAUACUGACAACAGAGGGCAGCCUGGAUGCUGGGGAUGGGGCUGUCGCCAUGGUGGCUUCACAGGACAUUGAGAUAAUGGAGCAAACUGAGGAAUAUGUCAUUGCUUCACCAGAAGUGGAGAUUCAGACAGUCAUCAUUUAAGACCAGUCAUAUCUUAUUGGUUACUUGCGAUUCAGUGUCAUAUAAACCAUUAUUCUGUGCAUAAUGUGUAAUAGAAAAAAAAAAAUCAGUAAAUUGGUUAUACAGGGAUGCUUUAAGCCAUAUAAUUGCAACAUGUCCAUGUGUUUACAUAAGUCUUACUUUUGUUACUCCAUGUUAAUUGAUUGAUCUUUUAGUUUUGUCUGCACUUGUACUGCCUUACACAAUUACAGCUGUAAUAGUCAACCCUGUUACAUGGCAGCAACUCAUCAGAGAAUAGAUGGCAAGGCAACGGGCAAGCCUUAAAAAAAGAAUAUGAAUAAUUUGUGGUAGAAAAUAGGAAAUGUAAAAGGUAUUAUUAACAGCAACACAGAUGGAAUAUCUGUGAUCUGGUCAAAUAUUCAAUUGUUGCAGAUUGAUGGCAGGCCUACUGGUAGUCUUUCUGGUGCUGUUGUUGUUUCGCAGUCAGAUGGCCAUUACACUGCUGCAAUCAUUCCUGGUUUACUCAUUUAAUAGGCAGUUUGUUGAAAAUUGAGAAUACCAAGGAGAAGCAGAGCUGGAAAGUAAUGAAACCUGGAACAAAAAUCUGUAAAAAAAAAAAAAAAACAAAAAAAAAAAAAAAAACCAA